CACAAGGCUACAGGUGCCUUUAUUUCUGCCGUCCGCUGGUGUUGGGAGCACGCCUGCCUUCUCUUGCCUUGAAAGCCUUCUGUCUGGACCUAGCCGCCACUUGUCUUCACGGUGAUGUUGGACUCCGUAACCCAUAGCACCUUUCUGCCCAACACAUCCUUCUGUGACCCCCUGAUGUCUUGGACCGAUUUGUUCAGCAAUGAAGAAUAUUACCCUGCCUUUGAACAUCAGACAGCCUGUGACUCCUACUGGACAUCAGUGCACCCUGAAUACUGGACCAAGCGCCACGUAUGGGAAUGGCUCCAGUUCUGCUGCGAUCAGUACAAACUUGACGCCAACUGCAUCUCCUUCUGUCACUUCAACGUCAGCGGCCUGCAGCUGUGCAGCAUGACGCAGGAGGAGUUCAUUGAGGCAGCCGGCAUCUGUGGGGAGUACCUGUACUUCAUCCUCCAGAACAUUCGAUCCCAAGGUUAUUCCUUUUUCAACGAUGCUGAAGAGACCAAGACCGCCAUCAAAGACUAUGCUGAUUCCAGUUGCUUGAAGACAAGUGGCAUGAAGAGUCAAGACUGUCACAGUCGAACAAGCCUCCAAAGCUCUCACCUGUGGGAAUUUGUCAGAGAUUUGCUUCUGUCUCCUGAAGAAAACUGUGGCAUCCUGGAAUGGGAAGACAGGGAGCAGGGCAUUUUCCGAGUGGUUAAGUCAGAAGCCCUGGCCAAGAUGUGGGGACAAAGGAAGAAGAAUGACAGGAUGACAUAUGAGAAGCUGAGCAGAGCCCUGAGAUACUACUAUAAAACAGGGAUUUUGGAGCGGGUUGACCGGAGGUUAGUGUACAAAUUUGGAAAGAAUGCGCACGGGUGGCAAGAAGACAAACUAUGAUCUACGCUGACACCAAGCUCCUUUGAUGGAUGUCUGUUGUUUGAAACAAUCAGAUCAAAAUAGACAUAUGAAAGUCUUCUCCUCCCUCCUCCUCCUCCUCCUCCUCCCCCUCCUCCUCUUCAAAACCUGCAAACACGAUGAUAAAAUUUCUUCACAUCUCAGCUUUCAUUUGGAUUCGGUUGUUGUCUAUUGGGGUGAUGGCAGAGACCCUCAAGCAGUUGUCUUCAUCCCAAGGGGGAGGCAGGGAUGGUCUUGGGUGGCACCUUGGUGAGACAUUAUUUCCCCAAUGAAGUGUUUGGAGCCAAGGUGGUCAGUGUUGUGGGUGCUGCUUUAAAAAAGGGCCGCAUUGCACCGUUAAGGACACAUGAUCCGCCCAUUCCAGAAGUUCUGAGUGGUCAACUGAGGCAGCUCACCUGGGAUUAAUUUUUAGGAGAGCAUGAGAUGUAAGAUGUGCUUAUUUUAGAUUUGAAAUUAUUAGUCAUAUUCCAUAGAAGAAUUUCUUAAUAAAACAGCUAAGCCACUAAGCUGGGACCUAAUUGGAUGUAGCCUAAGUUAAUAAUAAGUUUCUUAACCAGAUCAUCGUUUUGACCACUUAGCCACAGUCAUGUGACCCGCAGCCAAUCCGUCUGAACUUACAUACCUGUAAUUAGUCACAUUGGGAAUUGUGACUGAGAUCACUGCCCCCUUUCUCCUCACUGGUGCCUAGCGUCCUUUCUACAGAGACCUAGUCAACAGACAUGUGCAUUAAUUUCUAAAUCACUGCUGUUUCUGUGAUUCAAACUGUCAACAUGAUCGAAUCAGAAUUCAUUGACUCCCCCUGGGGCUGAGACGUUAAACCCUUAUAGAGCAGAAAAUGUCCUAACAGCCCAAAACAGCUGAACACAUCGUCAGUCUCUUUUCUUUUCUUGCCUGAUGAGUAUGCAAACUCUACAACAGAGUCUCUUGACAAAAAUAAGAACAGUGAACUUACAUGGACAAAUGUUCAUGGUUAAAGUCUGCACUGACAUCCCCUCAUCUGCCAUUAGCAUGCAAGGUGUUAAUGACCUGCAACAAGGUUGACUGCCCCUGAACCUGACCUCCUCCAGAGCUGGGCUGGCGAGUGAUGAGGCACUGAAUAGCAAUGCAGGCCGAAGACCUCUAUGUUUAGAGUUUAACCUCAAAAGCAACUUGUUUAAAAAAAAAAUGUGAAUUACUGUAAAAUAAUCUAUUUUUGGAUUCAUGUGUUUUC
Messenger RNA from Peromyscus eremicus (cactus mouse), 2104 nucleotides. RefSeq names its product E74 like ETS transcription factor 5 (gene Elf5). Gene Ontology annotation, molecular function: DNA-binding transcription factor activity, RNA polymerase II-specific; sequence-specific DNA binding. NCBI's taxonomy places the organism in Eukaryota, Metazoa, Chordata, Mammalia, Rodentia, Cricetidae. The record is from RefSeq and is a predicted model, not a curated record. Bases 115 to 876 code for a protein of 253 amino acids. Gene Ontology annotation, cellular component: nucleus. Gene Ontology annotation, biological process: regulation of transcription by RNA polymerase II; cell differentiation. The transcript is spliced from 7 exons.